UAUGAAGCUGUCUCAUAUUGCUGGGAUCGACAAAAUGCUAGGGCGCCAAUGGAGCUCAACGGAACCAUCUUCGACGCGCCAGGGAGUGCUGUUGAAGUUCUGAAACGGUUUGCAAAAGACAAUGAUCAUCGAGCGCUGUGGAUUGAUGCACUUUGUAUUAAUCAGCAGGACACGAGAGAACGUGAGAGUCAGAUCUUGAUGAUGGGCGACAUAUAUCGCUUUGCCACGAGGACAUUAGUGUGGCUUGGUCCAGGAGAUAUGCAAACUACAGACGCUCUGGAUUUCUGCAGCUUGGUCUUGGAACAACUUCCA
This is a messenger RNA of Pseudocercospora fijiensis CIRAD86, 312 nucleotides long. RefSeq lists its product as uncharacterized. The annotation marks the transcript as partial. Lineage: Eukaryota; Fungi; Ascomycota; Dothideomycetes; Mycosphaerellales; Mycosphaerellaceae. The transcript has a single exon. The record is from RefSeq and is a predicted model, not a curated record.